GCGCGAACGGUCGUACCUCGAGCGACGUUUCAAUUUUUCAAGGAUAAUUCCUUCUUCCCGUGACGAGCAACAGUGCUUGGAAAAACAAAAAGAGAUCAAAUUGAACAAUAAUCGCGCAAAUAGCGGCGUAGAAAACAACAUGGAAUUGUCGAUUGAUAGGGAAAUCGAUAAAUAAUUCGAGUCUUAUCGAACUAUCAAAUUUCCACCGAUACCGAUCUGACGAACGAGUGAAAAAAAGUUAUAACAAGUACCUCCGAGAGCCACGUGUUUCAAGGAUAUUUAUAGAGUGCUAGAUUAACGUGCAUUCCCGAGGAAUAUCAAUGACUGUGAAAAAAGUUUGAAAAGUCAACAUUCAUAGAUUCAGUGCGCACAAGAUAAAAGAUGUUCGUUAAUUAAUUCUUCAAUAACGUGCUCUUUCUGCGAUCCAAUAGUGCGCUGCGUCCAGAGUUUUUCAUAUGCCGUGUACGACUCUCUUCGUGUAAAACUAUGUUGGGUCAUUAUUGUUAUUGACACUGCUAUCGUGAUGUUGACUCGCCGGAUCCCUGCUCACGACUACGUCCCGAUGAAAAGAUGAGAGUGCCUGCUUUUCGUGAUCAGUGAAACGAUAGCGGAAGGUGGGAGGAGAGAGAAAGGGAGAGAGAGUAAAAAAAGGAAAUACGAGGAAAAGGAGAAACGAGGAUAUAUAUAGCCUCGAGUCCAGAAGAGUUAUCAAGAUGGGGCGAUUAACGCGUUUGACGUUAUUGGCAACGCUGCUGGCCGUAUUACUGAGCCACGUGUCUCUCUCAGACGCUUGUUCCUGUACACUUCAGCAUCCACAGACCCAAUUUUGUCAAGCGGAUUUCGUUGCUGUCGUGAGGGUGAAACAACGAUUAAAGGUUAAUGAUCAUGAAGUUGCCUACAAAGUCAAAGUUCAUCGCGUUUUUAAGGCGAUACCAAAAGCACGAAUUGCCCUGGAACGGAAACCUCUUUGGCUCUGGUCACCCGCAACCGACAACAUGUGCGCUGUGCCCUUCCUCAACCCGGGUAAAACGUGGGUCGUCGGUGGACGUAUGAUCGGUGGAAAGCCAAGUCUAUCACUUUGCAACAUCUGGAAGCUUUGGUCAGAGGUCACACCCCGUCAGCGCAAGGGUUUUCGUAAAUUAUACCAUGACGGUUGCUCUUGUCAGAUAUCGUAUACGGAGUGGUGGAAGAAAGGGGUCGUAUUCGAGUCGACAGGUGGUAAGCAAUGUCUAUGGGAAAGCACUCCAGGUCCGCAAGACUGCCAAGAAAGUCACGGUAUUUGCAUGCGUGGUCGCUCAGGAUGUUCUUGGGCACCGUCGCCCGCGUACAAAAAAUGCAUAAUGCAGCAUCAACGUCAUCGGGAACAGCAUCGAACACGGGAGAUUUGAGUCAUCGAGCCACAAAAUGCCACUUAGAAAAGUGCACAUGCCCGUAGGUUUGUGCAUAUUGGAGAUAAAAUUGGUACCAAGGCCCAACUGCAUACCGACGAUAGUGCAUUUCGUAUGUUGGAUCCACGAUUUGCUUCGAAGCAUCCUUAAUUGGAUCGAUUGUUAUUUCACAUGGUUGAUCAUUUGUCGAAAGAUUCAUCAUUCUUUUACUAACUUUUUCGACUCCUUCUGAAUCGAUGUUCAAUCGAACGACCUCCGAUUCAGCGUAUCGAAUGUCCCUUGGCAAACCCUCGAUUACUCGAGUCAGGAUAUUCUACUUUUUUGGUGUUUUUGCAUUUUUCAUAGAGGCUCGUAUUCACUGACACGACGAAUUGUUCCCCGAAAUGGGAACGAUUCGUCAAUCGCAACAAUGUAAAUAGUUAUUAUUCUCAUGUAUAUUGCGCAUAUUUAAAUUAUUCUUCUUGUCUAACUCGUAACUGUUGAAACUCAUGAAAAGUAAGAAAAAAACGCAAAACGUAUAUAAAUACGGUAUAAGAUAUACGGCUAAUUUAUGUUAUUUAACUUUGGUGUAUUCAUUGAAAUGACUCGGACGAAUACGUAACGUCGUUUCAACCCAGUAUUAGACUCGCGAAUUUCAGUUCAACGCGUUAAAUCGUUUAUAAUUAAUUGUUGUUAUUAUUAUUUGUACAUUCGUGCUUAGAGAAUCUGCGUGAUCUGGUCGUUGAGAGGGAUCCCUCUGCGUAUGCUUUUUUUUUUUUUUAUCGUCCCUGUCACACGGACGUGUCCGAAUGCAUUUCAAACUCUGAUCAUAUAAUUGUUUGAUCGAUCGAAAAAAAACUUAUCUGGAGAAAUGAAACGAUUGAUACGAUCGUUAAUCAAGGUGGUCGCAGUCUCGUUAAUGGCAAUAUUAAAGUACAAAAUACAAAUAUAUUUUGCGAUUUUUGAAACCCCCCGAUCUUCCAUUUCGGGCACACUUCGCGUCGUGUGUAUAAACGAUCGUUCUUUUCUCGUUCUCUACUACUUCCUUAUUAUAUCUUCCUCCGUAUCAGCUUCGAUGAGUUGAUUUUUCGACAACCCUCUCCAGAGCACAAGUUUACAUUGGAAGCAACGAACCGUAGUAAGAGAGAGAGGGAAAUUGCGACGAUUACACACGCAUAUAUCUGCAGGAAUACACACGGAUAUAGGCAUCUCUGUAAGCGUUUAUAAGCAGAUAUACGUGUCUGUAUUUCGGAUAUUCGAUAUCCGGCUGCUAUCACGAUUGUUCUCGAAUAGCCACGCAGACCGGAAAACGUGAUACGCUCGUCUCAAAUGGAUUGUUCUCACUCAGCGGUAAUACCGGAGAGACUCGAAGAUCUCGGAUGAGAAUGAAAAAAAUAUAGAUAUAAUUCUCUAUGCCGUAUACGUGUUCGCGUAGACGCUUAUCACUUUCAAUGGAGCUGAAUUAUUUAUGUUGUAAUAGUAUAUAUCUCGAUGUCACGGCUGGCGAAUAUCGCAAUGAGAAUUGAAAACAAAGUAAACGAAUAAAAAAGAUAAACGAUACGAAGCUCGCUCUUGGAUUGUA
Messenger RNA from Venturia canescens, 2949 nucleotides. It is a transcript of the gene Timp, whose product is annotated as Tissue inhibitor of metalloproteases. Gene Ontology annotation, cellular component: extracellular matrix. The record is from RefSeq and is a predicted model, not a curated record. Gene Ontology annotation, biological process: negative regulation of endopeptidase activity; negative regulation of membrane protein ectodomain proteolysis. The transcript has 5 exons. Gene Ontology annotation, molecular function: metalloendopeptidase inhibitor activity; protease binding. Lineage: Eukaryota; Metazoa; Arthropoda; Insecta; Hymenoptera; Ichneumonidae. The coding region runs from base 714 to 1388 and encodes 224 amino acids.